AUGGCGCCCAAACGCAAAAUGUCCGAGUCGAACGGCGGCAGUUCGCCUACCCAUGGCCAUAAUAGCAAACGAGGAAAGUCCGAUGAUCUACGACUACCACACCCCAACGCAAAACAAACUGAAGAGUUUGGCAUUGUCCUGCGCGACUUUUACCCACCGGAGAUGAGCAAUGACCGAUGCAAAGCCUACAAUGAUGGUACCAUUGAGCGACCAAUGGACACGUUGGAAAAGGCGUGCAAAGAAACGGCAGACAGGCGUCGAUCCAUCACGCCGGGCAAGGCGGUCGUCCAUUGGUUCAAGACCGAUUUACGUCUCCAGGAUAAUCGAGCACUCAGCACUGCCCUUCAAAUUGCCAAAGAGCACCAGAUUCCCUUGAUCACCGUCUACAUCGUGUCACCGGAAGACUUUGAGGCCCAUCUGACGAGUCCCGCCCGUGUUGACUUUACGUUACGAACGUUGAAACAGCUUCAACGAGAUUUGUCCGAGCUGGACAUUCCGCUCUAUGUCGAGACUCAGGAGAAGAGGAGGAAUAUCCCGGGUCGAAUCGUGGAAUUAUGUCAGAAGUGGGAGGCAAAGCACCUGUGUGCUAACCUGGAGUAUGAAGUGGAUGAGCUGCGCCGGGAUGCUAAAGUGGUCCGUCUAUGUGCCGAUCACGAUAUCAAUUUUACUCCGUCGCACGAUACCUGUGUCGUUACGCCCGGGAUGUUGAGUACAGGUGCAGGCAAGCAGUAUGCGGUCUAUACACCGUGGUUCCGCUCAUGGUUACGUUUCCUCAAGGAGAACCCAGACUAUCUCGAGUUGUCCGAAGACCCCGGCACCAACCCGGGGAAUGCCAGAAAGGACUUUGCGGACCUUUUCGACUGCAAGAUUCCGGAGACGCCUAGUAACAAAACACUAUCCGAUGAUGAAAUGAAACGAUUUGAGGAGCUCUAUCCAGCAGGCGAGCAUGAAGCUACACGGCGCUUGGAGAAGUUCUUGAAGGAGAAAUGUGGUGAUUACGAUACUAACCGGAGCAUGCUACCUGGAGAGAACACCUCCGUCCUUAGUCCCUACUUUGCAUGCGGAGCGUUGAGUGCUCGUACGGCCGUGGUGACGGCGAAGCAGGCCAACAAGAACCAUCUGGACCGGUACGACCAGGGCCAUAUGACAUGGAUCAGCGAGGUGGCCUGGCGUGAUUUUUAUCGUCAUGUACUUGUGCAUUGGCCGUUUAUCUGUAUGAAUAAGUGCUUCAAGCCCGAAGCCACCGACAUUGAAUGGGAAUACGAUAUGGAACAGUUCCAGGCCUGGUGCGACGGCAAGACCGGGUUCCCCAUUGUCGAUGCCGCGAUGCGACAGCUUAAACACUGUGCGUGGAUGCAUAAUCGCACGCGCAUGGUAGUCUCGUCAUUCUUGUCCAAGGACUUGAUGCUUGACUGGCGGCGAGGCGAGCGGUUCUUUAUGGAACAUCUGAUUGAUGGUGACUUUGCCUCCAACCACGGAGGCUGGGGAUUCGGGUCCAGUACUGGCGUGGACCCCCAGCCGUAUUUCCGCAUCUUCAACCCACUGCGACAAAGUGAGCGAUUCGAUCCCGAUGGAGAAUACAUUCGACGGUGGGUGCCGGAGCUGCGUGAUGUCAAGGGCAAUGCGAUCCACGAGCCGUACAGUCGGGGAGCCGGGGCGAUCGCGCAAAAGAAUGGGUACCCUAAGCCGAUCGUGGAGCAUGCCGCCAGUCGGGAUCGGGCGCUGGCUCGGUACAAGAGUGCGCUUCAGAAGUGA
This is a messenger RNA of Penicillium cataractarum, 1755 nucleotides long. RefSeq names its product deoxyribodipyrimidine photo-lyase PHR1. The record is from RefSeq and is a predicted model, not a curated record. Gene Ontology annotation, biological process: circadian regulation of gene expression; entrainment of circadian clock by photoperiod. The transcript is spliced from 2 exons. NCBI's taxonomy places the organism in Eukaryota, Fungi, Ascomycota, Eurotiomycetes, Eurotiales, Aspergillaceae. Gene Ontology annotation, cellular component: nucleus; cytoplasm. Gene Ontology annotation, molecular function: FAD binding; DNA binding. The coding region runs from base 1 to 1755 and encodes 584 amino acids.